Messenger RNA from Pseudomassariella vexata, 1374 nucleotides. Its product is annotated as P-loop containing nucleoside triphosphate hydrolase protein. The transcript is spliced from 2 exons. Gene Ontology annotation, molecular function: GDP binding; GTPase activity; GTP binding. Gene Ontology annotation, biological process: signal transduction. The coding region runs from base 1 to 1245 and encodes 414 amino acids. Gene Ontology annotation, cellular component: plasma membrane. NCBI's taxonomy places the organism in Eukaryota, Fungi, Ascomycota, Sordariomycetes, Amphisphaeriales, Pseudomassariaceae. The record is from RefSeq and is a predicted model, not a curated record.
AUGAAUAAACCCGGUCCUAAGCCGAAUCCGACGAUCAGGAUUCUCAUGUUGGGGGCGGCAGGUGUGGGUAAGAGCGCCCUCGAAUCUCGAUUUACGACGGGGAAAUACCCUCCAGAAUAUGACACAUCUCUGACACUGUCGAGUCGAAGAUGCAUCACGCUGCCAUGCUCCCCCUGCUGGUAUGCUGGAGAAGUAGCCCAGACACAGCAUGCGUCCGAUAACUUCAAGAGGCUGUCACUGCACUUAGACCUCAACAAUCCGCCGUCAUCACUAAGCCUUUUGUCCCGACAGUCGACGGGGCCCCCACUGUUCAACCAGACGCUGUGUUGCGCCAAGUGUGAGCGCGAGAGGCGGAACAACACGUUUCUCGUUGAGGUGAUCAACUACCCUCGAGUGCAAUCUCCCAAGGAGCGGUUAAGAAUCCUGAUGAAGCGGGAUUUCGAUGCUGUACUCCUCAUCUACGACAUUGCAAAUCGUGAAUCCUUCGAGACAGUUGCGUACUUACACAACGAGAUCAUACUUGAGGCGCGAAAGCCAAGCAGUACCUUGCUCAAGCGGAUGACCAUCCCAGGCUGGGUGCAGGCAUUGGGCCGCAAAGCGCAGGGUGAAAUUGUGGUGGGAAUUGUGGGCAACAAGAGUGAUAUCGACACGAGCCUAGAGUAUAAGCAGUCAAAUAAUCGAACGAUGCGAAGGAAGUUGCGCGAACAAGAAAAGAUGAUACGGCUGGGACGUAAAUUACUGCUGGGUAGUGAGCUCGAGGUUCCGUUGUCGCCAAGCUCCAUCAGCGGCUCUGAGUCAAUGCAGAUCCCCUCUGAUGCCAGUGCCUCUGGUUCAAACCCUUCCGUCAUCUCGUCAACAGCAACUUCAGACAAGUCGUCUACGUUGUUUGUUCGCCGGACACAGCUGACAGGACCGCGGCAAAUGAAACGACCGUCGAGGUCUUUCAAGGUGGAUUCAUGGGUCCAGUCAGGAAGUCCCAUCACCGAAAGCAUGCCAGAAGAUCCCGAGAUACAUCAGGUCGAUGCUACCAGAGAAGUGGGCACAUGUGACUCGGCUUCCUGGGCCUCGGCCACGACCACGACAGCUCGAAGGCAGGUGACCAAGAAAGAGGGACAAGAGGCUGCUCGGACUCUGCUUCUGCCCGUGCCGUUCUUUGAGACAAGUGCCAAGACGGGAGAUAAUGUCAAUACCAUGUUCGAGGUGGUGGUUCGAGAGGUUCUCAGGCAAAUCGGGAGAGAAAUCUGAGACUUUGAGUAGCUGCGGGUGGGCGCCGUUGUGAGAGACAUUGCAUAAUUAAUUUGGGUUGGUGGAAAUCAGCAUGAGAAAUCCAUUGUUCGAAUUCGGGGUGUUUGAAAUCAUGGGGGUAAUAGUGCA